This is a messenger RNA of Anolis carolinensis (green anole), 7423 nucleotides long. RefSeq names its product complement factor B (gene cfb). Gene Ontology annotation, biological process: proteolysis; response to bacterium; complement activation. The transcript is spliced from 53 exons. The coding region runs from base 261 to 7199 and encodes 2312 amino acids. The record is from RefSeq and is a predicted model, not a curated record. Gene Ontology annotation, molecular function: serine-type endopeptidase activity. Lineage: Eukaryota; Metazoa; Chordata; Lepidosauria; Squamata; Anolidae. Gene Ontology annotation, cellular component: extracellular region; extracellular exosome; classical-complement-pathway C3/C5 convertase complex.
AACAUGCCCUUCAUUCCCAACUCUUUUGGGUCCACACACAGCCUCCCUGCGCCAUUGAGAGAAGAGGGUUUGGGCGAAGCUUGCUCAAUACCGGCUCUUUCCCCGGCAUCAGUUUCUUUUCUCGGCUUCGAAGGCGGAUCCUGGAAUUUCCCCGAAAAAAAGCAAAAAGCUUUCCUGGCGGCUGCGAAGGUCUGCGGGAGGUUUCCCAUUAUUAGCAACGGGGAGACUUGGGGGCAGUUGAGUCCUGGCUGGAAGCUGCCAUGGCCCCAAAGCUGCUCCUUUUCCUCCUCUGCGCCUUGCUCACCUUCUGCCCAGUGGUUGAUGCGCAGGAACCUGCAACUCCAUCAUGUCCAAUAAACGUAGCUAUCCGAGGCGGCACUGUGACAUUCUCGGAUGAGGGUCGCCUUGGAAGCACCCUCACCUAUUCCUGCCCACCUGGUACAUACCCAUAUCCAUUGCAAAGCCGGGUCUGCCAGUCUGAUGGAAAAUGGACUCCUAUGCGUUCCCCGCACGGACCCCGUGUCAACACGGCACAAUGCAGAGAAAUACGCUGUCCUCCACAGAUGUCCUUUGAACAUGGUUCAUCCAGUCCACGCCGAAGCUCUCAUCCGAUUGGUGAUAUUUUGAGUUUUGAGUGUUAUGAUGGGUAUCAACUCCAUGGUUCCUCCCAGAGACACUGCUUGCCCAAUGGCCGCUGGAAUGGGACCUCCCCUGUUUGCGACGAUGGAGUGGGCCAUUGCCGCAGCAUUGCCAUCCCGCCAGGGGCAAUCGCUACUGGAGGACGCAACCGUCUUGGCGAUCGGGUCUCAUUUCAGUGUCAGAAUGGCUUCAACUUGGUAGGCUCAGCACAGCGUGUUUGCACUCCGGAAGGUGAAUGGUCAGGAGCAGAACCAAGUUGCAGAGCUCCCUAUUCAUAUGAUCGGGCUGAAGAUGUCAGAGCUGAGUUUGGGGCCUCCUUCACUGAUGUUCUGAGUGAAGUGUCUUCAUCUGGACCUGAUCCUUCCGGGACAGUUCAAGCUCCAAAUUUAGGACGAAGGCUGAUACUGUCCAAAGACAAUUUCCUCUACAUCUACAUGCUUGCGGAUGCUUCCCACAGCGUUACUGAAGCCAACUUUCGGGUUUUUAAAAAAUGUCUGGAAAUUAUUAUCAACAGAGUUGCCAGCUUUGACGUAGCCGUCAAGUUUUCCAUCCUCUCCUUUGCCAGCCAACCAAAGACUAUUGUUGACAUCCAUGAAGAUAUAGCUGAAGAUCCAGAAUUGGUUCUCGAGAAGAUGAAGAGCGACAUGAAUUACAAAGAUCAUGGCAAUGCAACAGGGACCAAUACUUACGCUGCCCUUGAUGCCAUCUACAGGAUGAUGAUUAAUGACCGAGCAAAUGUCCUAGAGAAGUGGGACAAAGUUCGCCAUGCUAUCAUUCUGCUUACAGACGGUAAAUCUAAUCUUGGGCGGCCUCCCAAAGAUGCAGUGAGAAGCAUAGAAGGCUUGGUGAACGUGGGAGAAAACCGGAAGGAUUAUCUGGAUAUCUAUGUCUUUGGUGUUGGAAACCUUGAUGUGGACUGGAGUGCCAUGAAUGAGAUUGCAUCGAAGAAGCCCGGUGAAAAGCAUGCAUUCAAACUGGAAAAACUUGAGACACUCAAGGAAGCCUUUGAAGACAUACUGGACCCUAAGGAUUUGGAUGAUAUAUGUGGUUUGGCAAAUUAUUCCAUCAAUGCUGAAUGGUAUCAAAAGAACCCAUGGCAUGUUCUCCUCCAAGAAAAUCGUCAAACAGAACCUUCUUGCCGCGGCGCUUUGAUUUCAAAGACCUGGAUCCUGACUUCGGCUCACUGUUUCAACAAGCUGAACGACAUUUCCACCUGGAGAGUUAUUCUGGGAGGAGGAGAGAGUAGUUUGUCAAUAAAAAGACGUAUUGAUCAUGAUCUGUACAAUGUCCGUGCAAAGUUGUCCCAGGGCAUCCAGGAAUUCUACGACUAUGACAUUUCUCUCCUUGAACUGGAGAAUCCUGUGCCGUUUGGUGGGAGGAUCAGACCAAUAUGCCUUCCUUGCACUGAGGGUGCCAAUAAAGCCCUGAAGAAGAAGUCAGGGACCACAACCUGUAAAGAUCAUGAACUGGAGCUGCUGAGUUUUGAGAAGGUGCCUGCCCAGUUUAUAUCCUUGGACAACAAACGGAUGAACGUGCGGAUCAAGACAAAGACAAGCCGUCCCUCCUGUAUUUCCGGAGCUGUUCAAGAAGGCAUGAUAUAUUCCCAGGUGUCUGAUGCCUCUGAAGUGGUCACAGACAGAUUCCUCUGCAGCGGGGAUGACAACGGUGUGGAGGCGGCCACUUGCAAAGGAGAAUCUGGAGGAUCACUAUUUGUAGAGAGGAGGGAAAGACAUUUUCAGGUGGGUGUGAUCAGCUGGGGUACCUACGACCCAUGUAAAAGGAAGAACGCAAAGGAAAUCAUACGAGUCUCCCCUCAACGCAGUCAUAAACCACGAGAUUUCUAUAUCAGUCUUUUCAGCAUACAGGACUGGCUGAGGCAACAUUUGGGCAAAUCUCUGAGAUUCAUCCCUCUGAGAGGAAGACCAACAGUUUCAGAAAUCAGCAGGACUGCGUUGGUCCUGCCACCACUGAAGCAAGGAGGUGCGCCGAAGGCAGAACCCAAAAUGCAGCAACUUCACCCUUUUGCCUGCAUCCUUGUGGCACUUUUGGCCUUUUGGACAGAUCCAACUGUUGCUGCUGCCUGUGACCCUGAAACAGCCACGAUUAUAGGCGGCCACUAUACUGUGCUGGAAAAUGGUUCACUUUUGCAGUACAAUUGCCCAGUUGGACAGUACCCAUACCCUACAGACUACCGACGUUGUGAAUAUAAUGGGAAGUGGAGCUCCAUGCGAAAACCAAAUGGCGACGCCAUCCGCCAAGCCAAGUGCAAUAACAUCCACUGCAACAGGCCUGUGGAGUUUGAAAACGGCAUGUAUGAACCCAGGCAGCCCUACUACAAUGUAAGCCAGGAGCUGACAUUCGAGUGCUAUGGAGGAUACACGAUGCGAGGAUCCCAGAAGCGCACCUGCCUCCCCAAUGGAAAGUGGAGUGGAGAGACAACCAUAUGUGAUGAUGGAGCUGGCCACUGUCGCAACCCUGGCAUCCCAAUUGGUGCCCGAAAAGCUGGCACGCAAUACAGGAUCGAAUACAAGGUCCAGUACACCUGUGAAAGAGGUCUCUCUCUUGUGGGAUCCAAAGAACGGGUUUGCCAAGAGUCAGGAGUGUGGAGUGGAGCAGAACCAGAAUGCCGAAGCCCAUUCAGCUAUGACACCCCAGAAGAAGUGUCCUCCAAGUUCAUUUCAUCUCUCACUGAAACUGCUGAGUCUAGUGAUUCUGACAAAAAUGUUUCCACUACAGGGAAGCGUAAAAUCAAGAUUGAGAAGGACGGCUCACUGAACAUCUACAUUGUCCUUGAUGCCUCGCGGAGCAUCAAGAAGGACCAAUUCAAGCACGCUCAGAAUAUGUCCAUCAAGUUAAUUGAGAAGAUCUCCAGCUAUGACAUCUCCCCCAGGUAUGCUGUCAUCACCUUUGCGACCGAGGUCAAGGAGCUUGUGCGUACUACAGAUGAUCAGAGCACUGAUGCCUCCUGGGUGAUUGAAAAGCUGGAGGGAAUGAAAUAUACAGAGCACAAGCAGAAGCCUGGAACCAACAUCCAAAAAGGCCUUUCUUCUGUCUACUCAAUGAUGAUCACCCAGCAAGCAGCAGAAAGGAGGCGAGGACUGAAUCCUCCUCCGGUGUCAGAGAAAACUCGCCAUGUGAUUGUCCUCCUGAGUGACGGUGACUACAACAUGGGUGGUGAUCCAAUUCGUGUCAUCAGACAAAUCCGGGAGUUCCUCAACAUUGGACGUAACCGCACCCAUCCCAGAGAGGACUUCUUAGAUGUCUACGUCUUUGCUGUUGGGGGCACAGUCGUCAUGGAAAAUGUGAAUAAGAUUGCAUCUCAAAAGAGUGGCGAGAGGCAUGCCUUCAAAAUAAAAGACUACAGUGACCUCCAGCUGGCUUUUGAGGAGAUGAUUGAUGAAUCUGAGACUUUGUCCAUGUGUGGUUUGGCCAAGGAACAUGACACGCCAGACCACCAACAGAAGAACCCCUGGUACACCAAGAUCACCAUCAGGCGUACUGGUGGUGUAUAUGAGCACUGCAAAGGAGCCCUUGUUUCCAAAUACUUCAUCCUGACAGCAGCCCAUUGCUUCACUAUUGAUGAUAUAGCCGAUCAGAUCACUGUUACCAUUGACAAAAAACCCUAUAAUGUGAAAGCCCUCUACUCCCACCCAAAUUAUCAGAUUGGGAGGCUGGCCAAUAAGGGAAUCCCUGAAUUUUAUGAUUAUGAUGUUGCUCUGGUGGAACUUGCCUCCCCCGUCAUGCCCUCUGCUUCUCAAAGGCCUAUCUGUCUACCUUGCACAGAAGGAGCCACCCGAGCUCUGAGAAAGCCCCAUCCUCAGACCACCUGCAGGGACCAUGAGGAAGAACUUCUCCCUACUGCAAAUGUCAAUUCUCUUUUCGUAACUGAAUGCAAUGACAAUAAAGAACUGCGUCGCAGAACCGUGCGGAUCAAGAAUGGGGACCAGAAAUUUGCCUGCGAGGAAGAUGCCAAGAAAGCCGAUCAAUACAAAAAUGUCACAAACGUGGCAGACGUAGUGACAGACCGUUUCCUCUGCACAGGGGGCUUCGAUCCCGAGUGGGACCCAAACACUUGCAAAGGUGAUUCUGGUGGUCCCCUCAUAAUUCAGAAAAGGCUGCGUUACAUCCAGGUGGGCGUGAUCAGUUGGGGUGUUGUUAAUGUCUGUAAAUCCAAGAAAAUCCCCUGCGACCUUAAAAACGUUCAGAACAACUCCCCCAGACAUGCCAGGGAUUUCCAUAUCAACCUCUUCAAGGUCAUGCCGUGGCUCAAGGAGAAACUGAGCGAAGAGGACCUGGGAUUCCUGUAUCCAACUGAUGCUUUUACCUGUGACCCUGAAACAGCCACGAUUAUAGGAGGCAACUAUACUGUGCUGGAAAAUGGCUCGCUGUUGCUAUACAGUUGCCCAGUUGGACAAUAUCCAUACCCUACUGAGUUUCGGCAUUGCGGGUUUAAUGGAAAGUGGAGCCCUAUGCGAAAACCAAAUCGAGUUGCCAUCCACCAAGCCAAGUGCUAUGACAUCCGUUGCCAAAGACCUUUGGAUUUUGAAAAUGGCAUGUAUGAGCCAAGGCAGCCCUACUACAAUGUAAGCCAGGAGCUGACGUUCGAGUGCUAUGGAGGAUACAUUAUGCGAGGAUCCCAGAAGCGCACCUGCCUCCCCAAUGGAAAGUGGAGUGGAGAGACAACCAUAUGUGAUGACGGAGCUGGCCACUGUCCCAACCCCGGCAUCCCAAUUGGUGCCCGAAAAGCUGGCAUGCAAUACAGGAUCGAAUACAAGGUCCAGUACACCUGUGAAAGAGGUCUCUCUCUUGUGGGAUCCAAAGAGCGGGUUUGCCAAGAGUCAGGAAUGUGGAGUGGAGCAGAACCAGAAUGCCGAAGCCCAUACAGCUUUGACACUCCAGAAGAGGUCUCCUCCAAGUUCAUUACAUCCCUCACUGAAACUGUUGAGUCCAUCGAUUCUGAUAAAAAUGUUUCCACUACAGGGAAGCGGAGAAUCAAGAUUGAGAAGGACGGCUCACUGAACAUCUACAUUGUCAUUGAUUCCUCGCGGAGCAUUAAGAAGGACCAAUUCCAGGAAGCUCAGAACAUGUCAAUCAAGUUAAUUGAGAAGAUCUCCAGCUAUGACAUCUCCCCCAAGUAUGGUGUCAUCACCUUUGCGACCGAAGUCAAGGAGCUUGUCAGUACCAUGGAUGAACGGAGCAGCGAUGCAGCCUGGGUGAUUGAGAAGCUGGAGGGGAUCAAACAUUCAGAUCACAAGCAGAAGCCAGGAACCAACAUCUACAAAGGCCUUUUUGCUGUCUACACAAUGAUGAUCAGCCAGGAAGCAGCAGAAAGGAGGCGAGGCCUGAACCCUCCUCCGGUUUCAGAGAAAACUCGCCAUGUUAUCGUCCUCUUGAGUGAUGGCGACUACAACAUGGGUGGUGACCCAACUUCUGUCAUCAAACAAAUCAGGGGUUUCCUCCACAUUGGACGUAACCACACCAAUCCCCGAGAGGACUACUUAGAUGUUUACAUCUUCGCUGUUGGAGGCACAGUCAACAUGGAAAACGUGAAUAAGAUUGCAUCUCAAAAGAGUGGCGAGAGGCAUGCCUUCAAAUUAAAAGACUACAAUGACCUCCAGGUGGCUUUUGACGAGAUGAUCGAUGAGAGCGAGACUUUGUCCAUGUGUGGUUUGGCCAAAGAACACAAAACGCCAGACCACCAACUGAGGAACCCCUGGUACACCACGAUCACCAUCAGUCGCUCAGGCGGUGGAUAUGAGUACUGCAAAGGAGCCCUUGUUUCCGAAUACUACGUCCUGACUGCAGCCCAUUGCUUCACUAUAGAUGAUACAGCCAAUCAAAUCACUGUCUACGUCGGAAGGACACAGUAUAGUGUGGCUGCCCUCUACUCCCACCCAAAGUAUCAGAUUGGGAAGCUACGGGACCGUGGAAUUCCUGAAUUCUAUGAUUACGAUGUUGCUCUGGUGAAACUUGCUGCCAAAGUCAAAUUCUGGGCUCUUGCAAGGCCUGUCUGUCUACCAUGUACAGCAGGAGCUACCCGAGCUCUGAGAAAGCCCCAUCCUCAGACCACCUGCAGGGAUCAUGAGGAAGAACUUCUCCCUGCUGCGAACGUCAAUUCUCUUUUUGUAACUGACUGUGAAGACAGUGGCCAAAAAGGGCUGCGUCGUAGAAUCGUGCGGAUCAAGAAUGGGGACAAGAAACUGGCCUGUGAGGAAGAUGCCAAAAAAGCCAAUCAAUACAAAAACGUCACAAAUGUGGCAGACGUGGUGACAGACCGUUUCCUCUGCACUGGGGGGUUCGAUCCCGAGUUGGACCCAAACACUUGCAAAGGUGAUUCUGGCGGUCCCCUCAUCAUUCAGAAAAGGCUGCGUUACAUCCAGGUGGGCGUCAUCAGUUGGGGGGUCGUCAAUGUUUGCAAGACCAGGGAGCCCGCGUGCGAAGGGGAAAGAGGCGCCCAGCAGAACUCCCCCAGCCAUGCCAGGGAUUUCCAUAUCAACCUCUUCAAGGUCAUACCAUGGCUAAAGGAAAAACUGAGCGAUGAGGACCUGGAUUUCCUGUAGACUUGCUCUUCCCACCACAUCUGGGAUGCUCUGUGUCAAUACAACCAGCAUAGAAUCAUCGAAUCGUAGAGUUGGAAGAGAUCUCACGGGCCAUCCAGUCCAACUCCCUGUAAGAAGCAGGAAAAUCUCAUUCAAAGCACCCCCGACAGAUGGCCAUCUUUAAAUCCUGUAGAAGAAAGGUCAGGCUAGCAGUUGUAUAUUAAAUUGUCAUUUGUGAAAAGAAA